This is a messenger RNA of Peronospora belbahrii, 369 nucleotides long. NCBI's taxonomy places the organism in Eukaryota, Oomycota, Peronosporomycetes, Peronosporales, Peronosporaceae. The record is from the annotation of a GenBank genome assembly.
AUGCCGUAUCACCAACAGGAGCAGGCGCGCGUUGUGAAUGUUGAUGCACCUCAUCGUUCAGAAGGUCUUACACCUUUAGCGCCAGCUCGCCAUCAAGAAGGCCUGUGCUUUGCGGCAACUACGGCAGCUCAGCGGCAACUUACAAAUUGCAAGUUCGACGGCACUGAACUUUAUCAAAGGUACUGCCAUAAGCAAGUUGAAUUUUGGUGGAAUCAGCAAGCAACACUCGAUUUUGUGAUGGGACGCCUUAUGGAGACGUUCAAGACAGUGUUUACGGCUGGGCAGUCGAUGAUGAAACUCUUUGCGCAAAAGAAGGACACAAUUAGGUCGUGGGCCGAGCCAAUUUCUGUACCUGGUUGCGGUCAGUAA